UCAGCAGGUGGGGAGAGGGAGCUCCGUCCUGACAGCCAGUGACAACUGGCUGGCGCUCUUCAGAGGGAAAGGAGCUAAGCAGGGAACGGCCUGGAGCCAUGGCCCAGCAAGGAGGAGGAAGAGAGGAAGAAGAAGAAGAAGAAGAAGAAGUGACCCUGGGGAAGAUAGACUCCCGGGACCCCCUCACCAAAGAGAUAGAUCUGGUGGAAAGAGACCCCAAGCAGAUCAACCAAGAAGUGGUAAAGGUGGACUUUGAAGAUGUGAUUGCUGAGCCAGAGGGCACGCACAGUUUUGACGGGGUGUGGAAGGCGAGCAACACCACUUUUACCGUCAGCAAGUAUUGGUGUUACCGGAUUCUGUCGGGGGCCCUGGGGCUGCCCCUCGCCCUGCUCUGGGGCUUCCUCUUCGCCUGCAUUUCCUUCUGCCACAUCUGGGGAGCCAUGCCUUGCAUCAAGAGCUACUUCAUAGAGGUGCAGUGUUGUGGGCGCUGCUAUGCCCUCUGCAUACGCACCUUCUGCGACCCGCUCUUCGAAGCUGUGGGGAAGGUCUGCGGUGAUGUCCGAGUGGCCCUGCGCAAGGAACGUGCCAAGGACUGAGGCUCUGUUUGGGACCAGGACAGGACUCCGGGGUUUGCCUUCCUCCAGCUAGAGGCCUGAUCUAGGUGGGAGCUUCCGGCUGGUGGAGCUAUUCCUCUAAUUCCCUGUCCUCCACAUGCCAAGACAAAGUGGUGGUCUGGAAUGGGAAAUCCAAAUAAUAGCCCCUAAACACACACACAUGACAGAAACCUCAUCAAUUAGGCUGGCAUGGCAGGCGUUCUGAGUAGGAUAUGCCCUAUGGGUCAUGCAUCUGUCUGUCUUCUAUUUCUGCCCCCACGAAGCAGCCCUCCGUCUCACAGUGUGCCACAGUAUGAAUUCCUUUGUGUACAGAAUUAAAGCAUCAUGUCUCAUGUUGCGAUUAGCUCCAUCCUCUCCUAGGACCGACAGUCACAAGACAUAAGGUUUCAUCCAUCUAUUCUCUCGUCCCUUUAAAGCUUCAGUGUGCCGUCAGGGACAGCCUUUCAACACUUCUUUUUCCAAACAGGGGAAACAGCAGCACUGUGGCAACUGCACAGUUACAAAAAUCCAAGUUCAGCCACUAGUGUCAAUUCCUGCUUUGAAAAGAAAGGUGACUAUUUUCCUUUUCUUAAAAGAAACAAAAACAAAUCUGCAUUGUAUGAAAAUAAAGCCCAAGAGAUCCUUCA
Molecule: messenger RNA, 1240 nt
Organism: Podarcis muralis (Common wall lizard)
Lineage: Eukaryota; Metazoa; Chordata; Lepidosauria; Squamata; Lacertidae
Product: caveolin-3-like
Biological process (GO): regulation of cytosolic calcium ion concentration; caveola assembly; cell differentiation
Cellular component (GO): sarcolemma; caveola; focal adhesion
Molecular function (GO): molecular adaptor activity; transmembrane transporter binding
Source: RefSeq, a predicted model, not a curated record